GUAAACAUGGGAGGUUACUGGGAAAUCGGAGUUCUCCUUCUGGGCUGUGUCCUUAUGGGCAAUGCCUGUAAAUAUUCCUGUGUUUAUAAGCAACAGUGCUCAGUAGAAGCCCCUAAAUUCAACUACCGCCAAAGUGAUUGCAUUGCUCCCCAAAUUUGCUGUGCAAUUCAACUAGAGAAUGCUUUUAAUCCGGUUCCAAAAGAUCCCGGAGUCAGUGGUUAUCCAGGAUCACCCCAGACUGGUGUCCAACCUAGUGCUUCUGGUCAAAACCCGUGGCCAGUAAACCAGAGUGGUCAAGGUGCAGCAGCUCAACCAAGUGAAUAUGGAGAUCCACCAAGAGGUUCAGCCGGAAACAAUUUAAAUCAAGAAAGAAGGGAUUUCCAGGACGCAGCUCAACCAAGUGGAUAUGGAAACCAACCAGGAGGUUAUCCAGGAUCUACUCAGACUGGUGUCAGACCAAGUGCUCCUUCGAAAAACUCGUGGCAGGCAGGCAACGUUGGUCAAGGUUCAGCCGGAAACAAUUUAAAUCAAGAAAGAAGGGAUUUCAAGACCGAAGGCGCAGUUAAUUUAAAUCAGGGUAGAAAGGACAUACCAGUCUACAGUGGAUAUCCAGGACAUGUGCAAACUGUUGUCAAACCUACUGCUCCAACUCAAAACCAGUAUGCAGAAGGCAACGUUGGUCAAGGUGCAGCAGCUCCACCAAGUGGAUAUGGAGAUCAACCAAGAGGUUCAGCCGGAAAUAAUUUAAAUCAAGAAAGAAGGGAUUUCCAGGACGCAGCUCAACCAAGUGGAUAUGGAGAUCAACCUAGAGGAUCUGGGCAGACUGGUGUCAGGCCUAAUGCUCCUGCUCAGAACACAUGGCCAGUAAGCCAGGGUGGUCAAGGUGCAGCAGCCCAACCAAGUGGAUAUGGUUCAGCCGGAUAUGGAGAUCAAACUAGAGAACCUACUCAGACUGGUGUCAGACCUAGUCCUCCUUCUCAAACCCCGUGGCAGGGAGGCAACGGUGUCCUCGGUGCAGCAGCUCAACCAAAAGGACAUGGAGAUCAACCUAAAGGUCCUACACAAACUCAGCGGCCAGCAAAUAAGCCAAUAGGACAUGGAAAUCAACCAACUCCGGCGGCAGGAGCCAAUGGUCAUAAUGGAGCAGGCCAGACUCAACACUGCGGUAUAAGCAACGCAAACGGCUUGGGCAAUUACAAAUCAAUCACUAAGGACCAAGCGAGACCUGCGGAGUUCCCAUGGGUUGUGGCUCUGGUUAGCCAUAGCAUAUACCUUGCGGGCGGCUCCCUCAUUCGCCCAUCGGUUGUCCUGACAGUUGCCCAUGUACUGAUAAAUCAAACCGAGGACGAUCUUGUGGUCAGGGCUGGCGAAUGGAACACAGCCACCGAAGAAGAGAGCUUCCAAUUUGAAGAACGCCUUGUGGGUAAAAUAAAGCGCCACGAAGGAUAUGAUUUUUAUACCGGCUCCAACAACUUGGCACUCCUCCUGCUAAAAUCUGCGUUCCCGAUGAAGGACCACAUCGGAACUAUCUGUUUGCCUACACCAAGCCCGUUUGUUCCACGUCGCUGCAUUGUUGCUGGUUGGGGUAAGUUGAACUACCAAUCGGAGGACUAUUCGACCAUACUGAAGAAAGUGGAAGUGCCCUUGGUGGACAGAGCCAGAUGUCAGCAACAGUUGAGGAGUACCAGCUUGGGCCAUGACUUUGAGCUGCCCCAGAGUCUCAUUUGCGCCGGAGGUGAGCUCAACAAUGAUGCCUGCACAGGAGAUGGCGGAUCUGCCCUGUUCUGCCCCGUUGGAGAACCCGACUCAGGACUCUACGAGCAGGUUGGCAUCGUGAACUGGGGCAUGGAGUGUGGCCGGAAGGAUGUCCCGGCAACCUACACAGAUGUGGCUAUGUUCAGGCAUUGGAUUGACCAGAAGCUGCUUCCUUUUCAAUACAGAAGUUCAGAAAGACCAUUACACCAAUAAGAAAUUACUUAAUGGAAAAAAUGCAUUAAUAUAUGUUUAAUGCAGUAACGUGGUCUAUCAACAUUAAUAAAGAUCUGUAUAAAUAACA
Molecule: messenger RNA, 2056 nt
Organism: Drosophila rhopaloa
Lineage: Eukaryota; Metazoa; Arthropoda; Insecta; Diptera; Drosophilidae
Gene: SPH93
Product: probable threonine protease PRSS50
Exons: 2
Coding region: 7-1968 (653 amino acids)
Biological process (GO): proteolysis
Molecular function (GO): serine-type endopeptidase activity
Source: RefSeq, a predicted model, not a curated record